Messenger RNA from Hippocampus comes (tiger tail seahorse), 3496 nucleotides. RefSeq names its product tripartite motif containing 8b (gene trim8b). Lineage: Eukaryota; Metazoa; Chordata; Actinopteri; Syngnathiformes; Syngnathidae. The record is from RefSeq and is a predicted model, not a curated record. The transcript is spliced from 5 exons. Bases 1706 to 3457 code for a protein of 583 amino acids.
AGCCGGUUCGCCUACGUUGACGCUAACCGAAGGAGGCAUCCAGUUCGCCCGCAUUCCUCCUCUGUCGACAGCCUGGCUGGGGCAGAGUGAGGCACAAGAAGAAAGGAGGCCAUUAAAGAAGAAGAAGAAGACGCCAAAUGCUAUAUUUUUGUCUUCCCACUAGCACCAAAGCAAGCUGGAUUUUUAUAAAGCCGGAGUAGGCGACUCUUCCACCGGACUCUCUGACCAAAUAUGGGCCGUGACUAAAUAACAAGCACGUCAGGACUGUCGACUUUUGGACCCGAGGAGAAGAGCGUGACUAAAGAGCUACAAAAAACGACCGUUUUCUGUUCCGUUUCGUCGUUAAUACCGCGUAAAAAGGCGAAAAGCUUAGGUGGAACGACCUCCAACCUUUUUCACCGUGGAUAUCCAGUGUGUGUGUUUUUAAUAUCAAGAUGGCUGAUGACAGCAGCUAGCCCGUAUAACAAGGACGGCGGAGCGACGUCCCCUUUUAAUAGCCUCAUAUUUUUAUAUUCUAACCUUGGAAUAGUUACAAAUAUAUAUUUAAUUAAAUUAUGUAUAUGUUGUUCUCAAGCAAGGGCCGCGUUUGUGACGAAAGUGCGGUUUAAAAUGUGUACCUGUACUACAAAAUGGUGAGGUGAGUCGUUUCGCAUUAUUCCCCCCCACGAUUUUCGUCGAGAUAAGUCGAUUAAAUAUGUUGUUGAUCGACGGUGGAGGCGAGAGCAGGCGUAUAAGCAGAACGCCGAAGUAAGAUUUAAGGAAUAAAUAACUGAAUAAUAAGUGUAUUUUUUGUGUGGCGGAGAGGAGCUUAUUCGAUCGAUGGGUGUCGAAGCAAGCAACAUUCCUGCAGAUCCUUAAAGCUAAAUAAAAGCUCUUUUGUUCAGUAGCUUCGAUUGGAGCCCUUAAAAAGCGACAACUAUGCAGUAAAACCGCAUCCAAAGCGACGGUCCGGCUAUGAAUUUAUGAUUUCUCCAUCUAAUAAGAUUAGUAGGCCCUUUUGUUAUCGAGUGGAAAGUGCCAGAGAGAGAGAGCCGCGGCCUUGUCUGUAUGUGUGCGAGUCUGUGGAUUAUUAUUCAUCUCAUGGAAAUGGCGUUUCAUGUCAAAACGAAACUGAGGCGUUAUUAUUCUGAAUCUUUUGCGGGGCCGCUGUGCGCUUAGCUAGACCUGCUGUGCUGCUCCGCUCGGGAUUUUUGGGCAAAAAAAGUGACUGUUAAAGGUUCAGAGUCAGGUUAAAAAAAAAGAGAGAAGUAGAGUGUUAAUCAGGGUGUGGAAGCAGGUUAAUGAAUCAAGCGCCAGGCAAAGCUGCGAGUGCACGUGCAGGAGGUGCUGUACUCAUUUGCAUAUUGGGCUGAUCCUGGUUGAGUUAUCUGUGCCUUGUUUGGAUUCCAAGGUUUUACCUACAGGCUGCUUCUUCCUGCAGGCCACACACAAACACGCCCUGUGUUUGUGUGUGUGUGAGUGCGCACGUCCACGUGUGUGUCACAGUUUACAGUAAUCUUGUAACGUCAGCCUCACUGUGUAUGUGUGUGUUCUCAUUUGGUCAGUUUUCCGGAACUUGCCGCAGCAAUAACUAACAAGUCAGGGUGUCGGCGCAGUGGUAAGCGCACACUUUAAGGACAGCGUCCGUUUUUUUUUUUCUGGGAAGGGUGGUGUUGGGCGGGACGCUUGUGAGAACACACAGACCGAAAUCCGGAGGGGGUUUUGUAUGCCUGCCCCCGCCGCCAUGGCAUCCGACAUGGCCGAGACAUGGAAGAACUGCUUUGAGGAGGAGCUCAUCUGUCCCAUCUGUCUGCACGUCUUCUCUGAGCCCAUCCAGCUGCCCUGCAAGCACAAUUUCUGUCGGGCGUGCAUCAGCGAGGCCUGGGCCAAGGACUCCACGCUGGCUCGCUGCCCUGAGUGCAACCAUGCAUACAGCCAGAAGCCCAGCCUUGAGAAAAACCACAAGCUUUCCAACAUCGUGGAGAAGUACAACGCUCUCAGCGUGGAGAAGGCAUCGGUGCCGCCGCCCCAGUGCAUCCUGUGCCGACGCGGCCCUCCGCUGCCCGCCGUCAAAGUGUGCCUGCGCUGCAACGCGCCCUGCUGCCAGUCACACGUGCAGACACACCUGCAGCAGCCAUGCUCGGCGCUCGGGCACCUGUUGGUGGAGGCCGAGGCGGUCAAGGCGUGGACGUGCCCGCAGCACGACGAGUACCGGCUGUACCACUGCGAGGCCGAGCAGACGGCCGUGUGCCAGUACUGUUGCUUCGCCCGCUGCCACCCCAGCCACGGGCACGCUGUCGCUGACGUGGAGCUGCGCCGCAAUGACAUCCGACAAAGCCUACUCAGGCAGCAGGAGCGCGUGGAGGACCGCGUGCAGGAGAUCGAGGAGCAGCUAUGCAAGCUGGAUUCGGACAAGUGCGUGGUGGAGGACCGCGUGCUGGAACUGAAGGAGGACGUGCGCCUGCAGUACCAGCGCAUGCACCAACUCCUGGAGGAGGACCUGGGCCGCACGCUCGAAGCGCUGGAGCGGGCGCAGGCGCGCUUCUGCCAAGAGAACGCCGCCCAGGUUCUGGCGCUGGGCGAGCAGAGGCACGAGGCGCACAAGCUGCUGAGCGCCAUCAACACGGCGUUCGGCAAGGCGGAGGAGCUGGGCUUCAUGAAGAACACCAAGCCCGUCAAGAUCCUCGCCGACAGGUCUCAGGCGUGCGUGGGAAGCACUCUGCCCCCCUACAAGGUGGGCAAUCUGAACGCCAAGCUCUUCCUCUCUGAGAUUUCCAAGCGGGAGAAGAGCUUGAAGAGAACGCUGGAAGCUCCUCUCACCCCUCCCUCCACCUUCCUGCAGUCCGUCCCCGCCUUCCCCAGCGGCCAGAGCUCGGCCUCGGGAGCGGAGAAACGGAAACAUUCCGCCGCCUUCCCGGAAGGAAACUCGGGCAAAAACAGCGCAGCAAGUUUCAAAGACGCCUCCUCUUCCUCCUCCUCAUCUUCUUCCUCGAGCAAGCAGCCCUACCUGGGCUCCUCCUCGACCUCCGGAGAAGGUCAGUCGGCUAAUCAGCCUUGCGGCCCGCCGCACAUUGCGGACGGCGCUAACCACCAUUCAGGCGCCGUCUUCGGCUCCUCGCACUUCCCCUCCGGCGGCGGCGGAGGCGGCGGCACCGGUGGUUCCUCGCACUCCUCCCAGCAGAGCGUGCUGCCCCAGUACGGCGGGCGCAAGAUCCUGGUGUGCACCAUGGAUAACUGCUACUGCUCCGGCGUCCCGUCCGUGUCGGGCCACCGCGCCCACCCACCUUACCCGCGCUCGGGCUCCUUUCCCUGGGUCAGCGCGCAGGACUACCCCCCGCCGCCCGGCCUUGCCUCCGGCGGACCGUCCAUGCAGGGCCUGUCGAUGGGCAACUGGAUCGAUGCCUCACAGUCGCACAGACACGCCGACUUCUACGGGCUGUACGGUCAGCCCUCCACAAAGCACUACGUCACCAGUUAACACACACACACACACACACACACACACACACACACACAC